Molecule: messenger RNA, 1707 nt
Organism: Megachile rotundata (alfalfa leafcutting bee)
Lineage: Eukaryota; Metazoa; Arthropoda; Insecta; Hymenoptera; Megachilidae
Source: RefSeq, a predicted model, not a curated record
AUGCAACGAUUUAGUCUGACCUGGGUCAUCGUUGUUCGUGAUUUGUACAAUCUGUACAUCUACAUCUACUGGCAACCGAAACUGUGGACGUCCAGCAAUCGAUAUCUCAUCAUUUUCAUUGGAAAUGAAGUGAUUACGUCGUGGAGAGACGUCUUCGCAACUUUAUGGCGGAAGUAUGGCGUUUAUAAAGCUGUCGUAAUAUCUGCUCAAGACGAUUAUCGGUGUAUGAUGAAGUAUAUGCCUUUCGAUAAACGCGAUGAUGACUAUGGCGAGGUCGGUAAGCUGUGUCCGGAUUACUUCAAAGAAAACUCGACCUCCAGAGUUCAUCGACCGAAAGGGAGAAGACUCUUCGAGAAUUUUCAGAAUUUGCGAGACUACCCCAUAAACGUGAUCGCCUUCGAAUCGUUGUUUAUGAACGUUACCUACGACACGCAAAAUCGGCUAAAGUUAUCCAAUCUCGACGCGAAGGUACUGUACACCCUGGAAAAGGUCCUGAAGGCAAAGUUUCGAAUAACAGCAAUGAGGAAACGCGACUUCGGACCGGAGGAUCCUUUCUCUGCGUCGCUGAGGAGCAUCGAGAGAGGAACCGUAGAGAUGGUCAUCACCGGUUUCUUCGUCAAAGUAUACAGCAAGUUCCGCGAGUUUCAGCUGACUUCUGCCGUUUACGAAGAUAAAGUGUGCUUUCUAUCGCCCGACUCCGGCUUAGUGCCCAAGGCGUACAUGCCUUUCAUGCCUUUCCGCAAAGAAGUAUGGCUGGUUCUCGUAUUGUACAACAUCGGGAUCUCGUUCCUCUGGUGUCUAACGGGAUACUUGAACGAGCUACUGUUGCGGUACGAAUCCACUAGCGACACGAUCGAUAACGCUUCCGAGUUGAUCGAUCCAUCCGUGCCCGGAUCCUCCAAACAAUCCCCUCGAAAUCUGGAUUCCCACUCGAAAUCCCUAAAGCCACCGGAAAUACACAGCUGUCUGUCAUCCAUCUUCGACUUCCUCGAGACGCUCUGCUAUCCCUUUCAAAAGGGUAGCAGCAUCACGCAGAACUGCCUGCUCUCGGCCUCCCUCUUCUUCUCGCUGAUAGUAAACGGAGUCUACGAAAGUUGUUUGGUGUCUAGCUUGAACAAACCGUUCCAUUAUCCUCAGCUACGCACCCUGGAGGACGUGGUGGACUCGGGAAAGCCCGUCAUCACCAAGUACGCGAAUUUGAAGAACGUUUUCGUGGACGAGUCUCCGUUGGACAGGCAGCUGAUCCAACGAAUCCACGUGAUCAGAUCGAACAGGUCGACCAAGGACAUCGUCGUGUUCGACAAGAAAAUCUCCAUCACUAGGUACUACACGAUGAAACUGGGGAACUUUUCGUACUUCGACAAAGACGGGAACGACAUGUUGCACGUGGUCGACGAGUGUCCCAUGAAUUACAGAGUCGCUUACGUGUUGAGGUCGAAUUCGCCGUACAGGGAGAGGGUGGAUUUCGUGCUGCUGAGAUCGAGGGAGGCUGGAUUACUCACAUUUUGGUUCAACAGAAUGCUGUAUCCGUUGGAACUGGCGAAACUGAGGAGGAAGUUGGAGAUGGAGAAGGGGAAGGUCAGGCUGACCUUGGAUCAUUAUUCGCUAACUAUCGUGGUGCUGUUCGGUGGACUAUUUUGCUCAGGAUUGAUAUUCCUCGGCGAGGUUUAUGCCGGGAGACAUUAUAUGAACCAAAGAACCAGUUAG